This is a messenger RNA of Plasmodium knowlesi strain H, 762 nucleotides long. Its product is annotated as inner membrane complex protein 1d, putative. Bases 1 to 762 code for a protein of 253 amino acids. The record is from RefSeq and is a predicted model, not a curated record. Lineage: Eukaryota; Apicomplexa; Aconoidasida; Haemosporida; Plasmodiidae. The transcript has 2 exons.
AUGGAGUUCCUACUGAACGAUGGAUACACACAGGAGGAUAAAAACUGCGUUGUAAUUAACCAAACUGAUGAUUUCAUCAACCAAGAAAACGACAUACACAUAAGUGUUGUAAAGCCAAUCACCAAGCGCACCAUUCAUUCAGAAUGUGAGAAGAUAAACGCAUUUUACAAGCCAAUCGAGCUGGUAGAAGAAGUUAAUACGUAUGUCAAAAAGGGAGAGGAGUAUCUCGUGAAAUUAUAUGAAAAUUUGAAGAAGGAAGAAAAAAGAGAAAAUGAAGAAGCCGUGAAAAAGUGGACUAAUUCGACUGCAAGGGUGGUGCCGCGCUCAGGUCAGCUUUACAACACAAAGUACGCACAUGAAAUGGGGGUAACUACAGAGCAUCCAACAUCUAACAUAUUUAAUGGUGAGAAUGGAUAUGGUGGACCCAAGUUCGAAACAUUGUUCGUUCCCAAAUUAAAAAAAAAUAUCGAAAUUGUUAAUUGCUUGAAGGAGAAUGUCAAUGUCGAUUACACCUACUUGGUUCCCAAGCCCGUUGUCAUACCUGUUCAAGUUCCUAUGUUAAAAUUUAGAGAUAAUUUUAAAAUAGUUCCAAUCCGUAAGAAAAUCAUCCCUCUGAUCAGGUACACAGAUGAGGUUAUCUACGUGGAUUGUUGUGUUGAGAAGCCAUACAUCGUUUACGAAAAUAUUAUCGCGCCUGUUCCCUGUGAUGUCCCCAUAGAAGAGCGCAAGUACAUCGAGCACGCCCCUCCUGUGCAAGAGUGA